AUGAAAACAAACAGAAUUGGUCUCACAAAUUUAGAGCAGAAAUAAAAUUACAUUUUAAAAUCAUUUGAAAAUAGAGAAAAUUCGUCAAAAUAAAGAAAUUACAUAGUAAAAAAAAUAAAAAACAAUAGAGUUUUAUCUAUUGAUCAUAAAUUUAGUAACUAAACUUAAACUCAACUACAAAAAGAUAAAUUGAAUUUUUCUUACUAUUCGACAGCCAUGAAUAGUCCUUUAGAUUCUUAGAAUUCCACUCCAAACUAAAAGUCAAAUAAUAAUACACUUUGCUUUUAAGACAUUAAAAAUAAUAACAAUAAAAAUCAAAUUAAAAACGAUUUGUGCGUUCAAUAAGAAAACCAAAAAAAUUAAACACCUUCUCCAAGAGAUGACAAAUAAAAUAAUAAUAAUUACAGUCCUGUAGUAUAUAAUAAAAUAUAAAAAAGAUCAGCAGGUAAUCGUAGAUUCUCUGUUAGCAAUUAAAAGACUAUUUUGGAUUGUAAGUAAUUUGAAAGUAAAAUUAGCAAAAACAAUAGUGAUAAAAGUAACCAAUAAAUUAAAAAAGUAAUUCAAGACUAAGAGUAAUAAGGCAACUAAUAAAAUAUAAAAGAAAAAAUGAAACGAACUUAGAAUAACUUUUUAACAAUAAAUGAAAGGAGAAGAUCAAUUUCGAAUACUUUUUAGUUAAAUUAAUUGCAUAAAAAUAAACCCAAUUUAGAUUUUGAAAUAAAAGUCCCUUCUCAAUAAAUUUAAAAUGAAAUAGAAAAAAAGUAAAUAGUUGAAGAUGAAAACCCCAAUUAAUAAAUAUUUUCAAUUGCGUAUGAUUCAUAUGAUCAUUCCCAACUCGAAAUAUUAAAUAAUGACGAAUAAUUAGAUUCUUCCUAUUUAAGUGAUUUUAUUGAAGUCAAUAGAAACUACAUUGAGGAGAAUUUAUAAGUUUGUUUAAAUGCUGACAAAAGCUGUGUUGAUUUGCACUAAGGAAAAUCCUCUUUUAUAGAUGUCAUGGUAUCUAUUGAACUUCCUGAAAAAAGCCAACAACUCAUAGAACCAUUUGUAGAUUCUUUCCGCCGCAAUCAGUAAGAUCAAAUAAGAAAGUAGGAUAUUAUUUUGUCUAGGAAUUAAGGAGUUCCCUUGAGAAAUAAGAUAUAUAACACCAGAGAUUACAUUACUUCACCUUACGAUCUAAUUAUAGUAUUGGAUGUAAAUAUGAAUUAAUAGGUUUUGAAACAGGUUUUGGAUUCUAUUGAAUUUAUUAUAUCAAAUUCGAAUAAAAACGAUAGAAUAUCUUUGAUAAUCCCAAUUGGAAAUAAGAUUCUUAAAUCAAAUCUGGUCCGUUGCUCUAACGCAAUGAAAAAAAUUUUAGUUGAUGUGCUUUAGAAAGUUUAGACAAAUAGUAGGCUUUCUAACCACAGAGCCCUUUUAAAUGCCUUCUGGACAAUUUAAGAAAGGAAGUGUGAAAACUAUUAGACAGCUGUAUUUUGGUAUUAAUAUGGAUAAAUAACCAAGUCCUUUUCAGAAUAAAUAAAAGAGGAUCUCAUACAUUUGAAUAUUAAAACUUCUUUUUCCUUUUAUAAUUUUCAUAUAAAAAAUCCUCAUGACGAUUCUAUAAAUUAUGCUAAAAACCUUUUCACAACUGAGGCUUUUAGCUAGAAUUAUUUAUAAAAUUUAUCUCAUAUGAAUGGAGGGUACUACUAUUUCAUUGAAAAUGGUACCUAGAUUGCUUAGUUUAGUGCUAAAGCCCUCGGUUCUGUUAAAACACUUGUAGGCUUUAAGGUGAGUGCUACAGUUUCGAAGUGUUUGAAUUAACAAACAAUAAAUAGAAAUUAAAUGAAAAGUAACUAAAAUAAAGUCUUCUUAGAGGAUAAAAUAAAUAACUACAUCCCAAGCGCUAAGAUAGACUUAAUGUAUGGAGGAGAUGCUGUAUGGAGAGAGAAUGAAAGCCAUUAAGAAUAUUGCAUUGACUUACCUCAAAUAAACUCAGGAAUUUCAAAAUAAUUUAACUUGAGAUUCUCAUUUUAGGGAACGAACAUCUAAAUACCAAAAGAAAAUUGCUAACACUAAGUUUUCAAAGCACAUUUUUAUGUUUGUCAUGAAAACUUAUAUGAAGAUUAAAAAUACAUAAUUAGAGAUAGCAUACUUCAAUUAAAUUUUAGAAAUUACAACAUUUAGGAUUCCCCACAAAUAUUCAUUAAUAAUGAUGUACUAAAAAACUCAUAUAAAUAUAAGCUCCUUCCUGAGCUCAUAGACUAUUUAAAGCUAAUUGAAAAAGGAGAACAUCAAUACGCCUCAAAAAAACUUGAAGAAUCGAAAAGCUAUAUUAAUAAUUUAUUUAAUUGUUCUUCAAUUCUAGCAACAGAUAAUUUAAUCUAAUUUACUGAGUCUCUAAAACAUUAUUCAAAAUAUCCUGAAGAUUUUAGCGCAAAUAAAAAAUACGAAAUCAGUGCUUUUUUACAAUCUUAAAUGUUAUAGAAAGCAGAAACAUUUUAAAAGAAAUUGAAUUACGGAAUAUAAUUGAGUGAUUACUCGAUGAAUUACAUGUAAUUCUACCUAUAAAAUUUAGCAACUUAAAAUAUUAACAGCUGA
Molecule: messenger RNA, 2574 nt
Organism: Tetrahymena thermophila SB210
Lineage: Eukaryota; Ciliophora; Oligohymenophorea; Hymenostomatida; Tetrahymenidae
Exons: 1
Source: RefSeq, a predicted model, not a curated record